Molecule: messenger RNA, 1070 nt
Organism: Limulus polyphemus (Atlantic horseshoe crab)
Lineage: Eukaryota; Metazoa; Arthropoda; Merostomata; Xiphosura; Limulidae
Product: integrin alpha-PS1-like
Exons: 7
Coding region: 110-1066 (318 amino acids)
Biological process (GO): cell-cell adhesion; cell adhesion mediated by integrin; integrin-mediated signaling pathway
Cellular component (GO): external side of plasma membrane; integrin complex
Molecular function (GO): integrin binding
Source: RefSeq, a predicted model, not a curated record
UUUUCUUGUUUGAGUAAAAGAAUGUCAGAAGUAGAAACACAUGAAAGAAACCAAUCUAUUGUAUAUGUUAGAAAGCUGUGUUUGUAAGAAAUGCUAGAACUUCAUAAACAUGUAUGUACAUACAUAUAUAUCAUUUUUACACACAUUUUUAUGUAGAAAGUCAAUGAAUGAAGGACGUUACCAGAAAAGUUUUUGUUACAGGGGUCGACCAAUCAUAGAUAUUAUUACAACAGUGGAAGGGAAUCUGAAGAGUAUUGAUGCUACAAAACGAGGCUGUGAUGCUAACCCUACGUCAGCCUUAGUUUGCUUUUCUUUUAAAGCAUGUUUCAAGCUCAUCCCAUCAGUUGUAUCUCAUGGAAACCAAAUCAGGAUAAAGUAUCGUAUCGAAGCAGAGCCACGAAGGAAGUUCCAUCGUGUUUACUUCGACGGUGUUAAAGAAACUGAAACACCCAAUAUUGUAGAGAAAAACAUUAUACUUCAAUGGGAAGCAAUCAAAUCUUUUGAAUGUUCCACGGAAGUGGUCUAUCUUAAGGAGAAAAGUGAUAUUCAGAAUCCCAUUAACUUUAAGCUAACCUACACAUUGAUUCAAAAAGAACCUAUCAUGCCCGAGGAAGGUGAAGACCUACCAGAUGUUAGCUUCUAUCCAAUUUUAAACCAGCAGGAAGCUUCAAAAAACUUUCAGGCUACAUUUAUGAAGAAUUGUGGUGCGGAUGAUAUUUGUCAGACUGAACUUCAGUUUCAAGUGGACUUCAAUUUAUCAAAAGAAAAUGGAAAGUUGGUGCUGUACUUAGGCGAAGAGAACUUAAACAUGACACUGACGGUGAAAAACAACAGGGAACCUGCUUUUGAAGCAAAGUUGUACGUUUCUCAUCCUGCACCAGUCAGCUAUAUAGGACAAAAAAGUACGAAAGGAGGAGAUAUAGUCUGUACACCAGAAAAUAACAGGUUGGUUAUCUGUGAGUUGGGCCAUCCAUUCAUUGGAGAGGCUGAGAUUCAGCUACGAUUUAGUCCUAGAGUCCAUGAUGUAGAAAACAGUUUAAGUUUUGAAAUCUGGGCUAAUACGUAAGUAU